GUCCCACGCGCCGAGCUGUUGUCGUCCCGCCCUCGACGCUGCUAUGGCGGCAGCUCCGACGCUCUCCAAGGCUGAGUACCUGAAGCGUUACUUGUCUGGGACAGAUGCCGGCGUGGGAGGAGGUUCAGAGGCUGGUCGCAAGCGGCGCAAAAAACGGCCGAAGCCGGGAGGCGCCGGCGGCAAGGGAAUGCGUAUUGUUGAUGAUGAUGUGGGCUGGUCAGCUAUCUCUACCACUAGGCCGGAAAAGGAGGAGGAAGAGGAUGGAGAUUUGCCUGUGGUAGCUGAGUUUGUGGAUGAGCGUCCAGAAGAGGUAAAGCAGAUGGAGGCCUUCCGCUCCAGUGCCAAAUGGAAGCUUCUGGGAGGCCCCAGUGAAGAUGAACAUUUUCAUCAUGAUGACCAAGAUCCAUCUCCUCCCAGGAGAGUUCGUCAUGACACCCCGGAUCCAUCUCCUCCCAGGAGAGUUCGUCAUGACACCCCGGAUCCAUCUCCUCCCAGGAGAGUUCGUCAUGACACCCCGGAUCCAUCUCCUCCCAGGAGAGUUCGUCAUGACACCCCGGAUCCAUCUCCUCCCAGGAGAGUUCGUCAUGACACCCCGGAUCCAGCUCCUCCCAGGAGAGUUCGUCAUGACACCCCGGAUCCAGCUCCUCCCAGGAGGGUUCGUCAUGACACCCCGGAUCCAUCUCCUCCCAGGAGGGUUCGUCAUGACACCCCGGAUCCAGCUCCUCCAAGAAGGGCCCGUCAUGACACCCCGGAUCCAGCUCCUCCCAGGAGGGUUCGUCAUGACACCCCGGAUCCAUCUCCUCCCAGGAGGGUUCGUCAUGACACCCUGGAUCCAGCUCCUCCAAGAAGGGCCCGUCAUGACACCCCGGAUCCAUCUCCCCCAAGGAGGGUCCAACAUGAGUCAGAUGCUUCUCUCCGAAGAAAGUCUCAUCGUAAUUCUUCAGGUCUGUCUUCUAGGAGAGGCCAUCAUGGUUCCUCAGAUACCUCUACCUCGAGAAGGGCCCAUAACCACUCUCUUGACACAGCCCAGCAUAGGAGCACUCUUGAAACUUCAGAUGCACAGCAUCUCAGGAAGGCCCGUCAUGACUCCCCUGAUUUGGAACUGCCCAGAGCCAAAAGUAGUAAAGCUGCAGAAACACUUUCUAGCAAGACUGUGUCCCAGAGGGGCCUGGGACUCUCUCACUCAUCACUCUCCAGGAACAGCAAGUAUGAGCGUGACUCUGACCUUUCUCCUCCACGGAAACGGCAAGCAAAAGCCCAUAGUGGAGCUAAGAAGCAGCUUGAUUCUAAAGGUAGAAAAAAAGCCUCUGAUUCAGAUCUUUCCCCUCCACGGCAAAAAAAAAAUUCAAGGCACCAGAACUCCGAUUCAGAUCUGUCACCACCACGGAAUAGACCGAGACGCCAGAGCUUUGACUCUGACCUCUCUCCACCCCGGAGAAGACAGAGGACCAAAUCUUCCGAUUCUGAUCUCUCUCCACCUCGAAGGAGUCCCCGUCCCAGGAAGAAGGCUGCACACAUGUAUUCUGGAGCGAAAACUGGGUUGGUCACUGAUGUUCAGCGAGAGCACCAGGAAUUCAAGAAACAUGACCAAGACACGGCAGCCCUUGGAGCUCAGUUUGAAUUUGCUGAAACUGUGUUUCGAGACAAGUCUGGUCGUAAGAGAAAUUUGAAGCUGGAGCGAUUGGAACAGAGGAGAAAAGCAGAGAAGGACUCAGAGCGAGAUGAGCUAUAUGCCCAGUGGGGGAAAGGGCUUGCCCAGAGCCGGCAGCAGCAACAGAAUGUAGAGGACGCAAUGAAGGAGAUGCAGAAGCCUCUGGCCCGCUAUAUUGAUGAUGAAGAUCUGGAUAAGAUGCUGAGAGAACAAGAAAGAGAGGGGGAUCCAAUGGCCAACUUCAUUAAGAAGAAUAAGGCUAAGGAGAACAAGAAUAAGAAAGUGAGGCCUCGCUACAAUGGUCCUGCUCCUCCUCCCAAUAGAUUCAAUAUCUGGCCUGGAUAUCGCUGGGAUGGAGUGGACAGAUCUAAUGGCUUUGAACAGAAGCGCUUUGCCAGGCUCGCCAGCAAGAAAGCUGUGGAGGAGCUUGCCUAUAAGUGGAGUGUGGAGGACAUGUAACUCCUCCAAGGCUCUGUGCUGCUGUGGUGGUGGUGGUGGUGGUGGUAGCACGGAACAACCGGACAUCCAGAUCUAAUGGACUCUUGCUAAUGGACACAGACCAGCAACUUGCUGUCAGCCUGACCUUUGGACUAGGCACCUAACCUUGACUGUGCCCUUGCUGUCUGGCCGGCUUUGGCAGGACACAGUGACUUCUUUAUCCCAGGGUUUGUUCUUGGCCAGUGUUCUCCUUUUUCUUCUUAAAAAUAAACACAUUUUAUUUUUUGGUAA
Molecule: messenger RNA, 2380 nt
Organism: Meriones unguiculatus (Mongolian gerbil)
Lineage: Eukaryota; Metazoa; Chordata; Mammalia; Rodentia; Muridae
Gene: Bud13
Product: BUD13 homolog
Exons: 10
Coding region: 44-2110 (688 amino acids)
Biological process (GO): mRNA splicing, via spliceosome
Cellular component (GO): RES complex; U2-type spliceosomal complex
Molecular function (GO): RNA binding
Source: RefSeq, a predicted model, not a curated record